Messenger RNA from Helianthus annuus (common sunflower), 4373 nucleotides. Its product is annotated as protein NLP7. NCBI's taxonomy places the organism in Eukaryota, Viridiplantae, Streptophyta, Magnoliopsida, Asterales, Asteraceae. The transcript is spliced from 6 exons. Gene Ontology annotation, molecular function: DNA-binding transcription factor activity; protein binding. Bases 1 to 2448 code for a protein of 815 amino acids. The record is from RefSeq and is a predicted model, not a curated record.
AUGAAUACCCCCAUCGAUCCAGUUGCAAGCAGUGAAUCAAAGGUUUUAGAUGCUUUGAAAUCAAGAUACACUUGCAUACAUGAACCUCUGCCUGUUUCUGCUUCUGCUGAUUAUUAUUAUUAUUCUGCUAGUCCAGAUAAUAAUAAUAACAAUCAAAGAUAUCUAACCUCACUUAGGGUUUUUGGCAGUAGAGAGGCUGAACAACCACAACCGCCUCUACCUACCAGUUCGUCUAAUCUGGUGGUGGAUCAAAAUAUCAUAGACCCACAGAUAAUUAAAGAGAAGGUUACAGCUGCACUUAAGGUUUUAAGUUUCCGUGAGCCACGUGUGCUUGUUCAGUUUUGGUCGCCUGUUGCUGUCAUGAAGCGGUGCUUGCUAACGACUUUGGACCAACCUUUUGGUCUUGGUGCGAUUGACGAAGGCCUUUACAAGUAUAGGUUGGAAUCUGAGCAGCGCGUGUUUGUCGUGGAUGGGGAGCAUAGAGAAGAACUAGGCCCUCCUGGUCGUGUUUAUCGCCAAAAGUUGCCAGAAUGGAGUUUGGACAUGCAUGGGUAUAUCAAUUUGCCUGUAUUUGAACCUCGCAGUGGUUGCUGUGUAGGCGUACUCGAACUCAUAACAUCAUCAAAGUAUACUGAUUAUGCUUUCGAGGUUCGACAAGUCUCAAGAGCACUGAAGGAAGAGAAUCUGAAGUCUCCAAACGUGCUUGAGGAUACGAGCUUUUACGCACGUGCUGGAGAUGAAAAACGGCAACUUGAAUUGGAUGAAAUCUUCAGGACUUUAAAGACAGUAUGCGAUAUUCAUAAUAUACCUCUAGCUCAGACGUGGGGUCCGUGUGGAUACAGUAGUGUCGUUGCCAGUUCCGGAAAUCUAGAAAGAAGUUGUAGUAGCUUUAGUAGAAACUGUAUAGGGAAAGUCUGCAUGUCAACCGCUGCUCUACCGUUCUACGUACGAGAUUUGAGCAUGUGGGGAUUCCACGAAACCUGUAGAUCGCGACACCUGGACAACUCCCAAGGAAUUGUUGGAAGAUCAUUGUCGUCUCACGGUUUAUGUUUUUGUGGAGAUGUAAGCAAACUCGGUGAAGAUGAAUACCCCUUGGUUGCGUAUGCACGUAUGCAUGGAAUAACUAGUUGUUUAGCUAUCUAUCUCAAGGGUCCUGAAGUGGACGGUGAAUAUGUUAUAGAGUUAUUUCUAUCAACACAGAAUGAAAACGAGACAGACCUACAAAGUUUAGUGAAAACCGUUAAACAGCAUUUAAAAAAUGCUUCUAGGAUAGAACUAGGUGAUAUAUCGUCACCGCAAGUCAUCGGGGGAAUUCCGCUUACUUGGAAUCUCGAGUCUCCAACUUUGACUGAAAAACGAGAGGUGCCACCAGACUUGGAAAAUCUAAAUCUACUGGCAGAGAACGGAAAUAAUGACUGCAAUGUUGACGUCGCAUGCUCAAAGCAGCCGAGUGAAUCAAAUCAUGUGGAUCAUAUGGAUGAAGAUAAGCCAUCAAAUUCUGCUGCUGCAGGAGCAAACGAGAAGGAUGUUGAUAUUAACGCAGGGGGAUUGCUGAUAAAAGAAAUUGAUUAUUCCGAACAAUCAAUUAGAAAAAAGAUAAUUAGUUUAGAGGAAGAUAAGCCAUCAAAUUCUGCUGCUGCGGGAACAAACCCGAACGUUGUUGUUCCUUAUAUGGAUGUAGGGACUCAGGAUGUUGAUAUAAAUACAGGGAAAAGGAGUGGGAAAUACAUUGACUUUUCGAACGAACCAAUUAGAAAAAGGAAGAGAACUGACAAGUCAAUUAGUUUAGAGGAAAUUAGAAAAUAUUACGGAAAAACGAUGGAGGAAGCUGCAGAGAGCCUUCAUGUCAGCAGGUCUACUUUAAAGCGCAUUUGCAGGAGUCAUGGUAUACCAAGGUGGCCAUAUAGCCGGACUCCCAAUGAAACCGACCCCCUUCUAAAUCCGGAUCAAACAGAUGCCGCCGCCCAUGCAUCUGACAGAGCUCUUACGACCCUGGUUCUAGGCACUUCUAAUGCAACAAACGCUACUCAUGAUCCUGCCACUCUUACACAACACAAUAAGCAUACGUCCCAACUUGUACUGCACCCGACGGAACGAAAAGAUCCGCCUGACGGACGUGCGAAGCCUGAGACAACCGUCAAAGACAAGCAUAUCAAGAAUGCUGCAGCAAACACGUAUACGAUUAAGGUAACAUACAGAAAGGAUACCGUGAAGUUUUCAUUUAGACUUUCAGAUGGACUGGCAAAGUUGGAGAAGCUGGUUGCAACACGGUUCCAGCUAAGCGAGGGAAGCUUUAGCCUGAAAUAUGAAGAUGAAGAUGGUGAUAUAAUAUUGAUUGCAUGCGACAAUGACUUGACUGCAUCAUUGGGUGCUUUUAGACAACCAGAUGCUCAGACUGUGGUUAGGCUAUCGGUUUGGCCCGUUGCCAGUCAGAACCCUGAUGCUUAGACCUUAGAGUUAUAAAAAUUACGGUGCCCCUUACGGAGUCAUUAAGAGGACUGACUUGGCUUAGCUUGAUGGGUUGGUGGUAGUGGGUCGAGGAGGUGGUGCGUGAGUGGCCGGCUGAGGCUGUUAGGGGUGAGCAAAGCCCAGGAACCGACCCGACCCAAAACCCGAGAAUUAUAAAAUUAAAGAACCGAAGACCGGCCCUAAAGGCUAUCUCGGGUAUUGGUUCCAGCAGCAUUCGGGUUGAUCGGUUUUCACCAAAAAACCGAACCCGAUUAUCAUAACACCAAACUCGAUGAAUUUAAUUCCAAGUUGAAUCCGUUUGGUUCCAGAUUACACCAAACUCGUUCCAUUUCUUCUAGAUUUGAAGGUAUGUGAAGCAAACGUCUUUAUUGUGGUUCAAAAAUACUAUUAUCUAACCCAAUUUGUAUUACUUUCAUCAAAUUCGGAAAGAAGACAACAAACAAUAGUCGUCAAUUGAUGAAAGCAGCAGCAAACAACUGAAGAAGAUGAUCUAUUACAGAGAUUGUAAGUUCUGUUGUUUAGAACUUGAAAAGUAUAGAAACUAUAUUCCAUCUAAAUGCAGUCAUCACUAUAUCCCUAAUUAUCUACGUUACGGGCCACCCACCUGGGCUGGGCACGUCCUAUUCUUUAAGGUUCUUGGACUGAAACCGACCUGAACCCGAAAUGGGAUGAAAAGCAUAACCAAAAUGAAUACCUACUUACGACCCGAUAUUUGCUCACCUGAUAUAUGGAUAAAGAGGUAAAAUUUUCAUUCAGCAUUAACAAACUGACUGAUUUAGAGGUAUCCUGUCACUGUCACUGAAUUAAACAUAGUUAGUAGUGCUGACUCAUUUAGAAGUAGCCUUUUAAUUUUUUUUUUUGAACGGCAAAUUUCUUUUAUUCCUUGUUGUCUAUGAGACUUGAAACCAAGACCUCCCGCUCUCCCAAAGUGUUUAAAGGUUUUGCCUUUACCAAUGGAGCACCAUCCCAUUAGGUAGCCUUUUAAUUGAAUCAUUAAAAGGUUACGUAAAACGGUAAACAGUUAAGUUGUUAUUUUAACUCAAAAAUAUAAUAAAAUGAAGGGUUAUUGGAUUUUAUCACCCUCAACUAUCGACCUUUGGCCGUUGCCACCCCCCAACUAACACUUUGACGCCCGGCACCUCCAACUUGACAUUCAGGUUGUGCUGGCAGCACUCUGUUAACAAAUCAUUAACUCUGUUAGUUUUAAUCCUACGUGUCACCACCUUGCUUACCUGGACAUCAUUACGUGGCGAUUAUGUGUCAAGCCCCUUCAUCUCCUUCCUUUCCUUUAUAACACAACAGAUGAUAAACGAACCCUAAUUUCCUCAUCAAGCAACCGUUCUCUCAUCGAAUCAAGCCCAAUUGAAGCAUAUGUUCAAAUCGUUAAAGUGAUACACACAACCUAAGUACUAAUCGACAUGAGUUCCUCUUCCAAUUCUUCAUGGAGUGUGAACCGAACCCCUAAAAUAUUCAAGGUCGAUUUGGAUGGAAACUUGUAUUGUCAUCAUGAAAUUGUUCCUGUUCUUCGCAUGGCUGGACGAAAAAGUAUUCGAUAUGGUGAUCAAUUUUAUGGUUGCCCUCAAUGGCCCUUAUCCGAUUGCAAGUUCUUUAUGUGGAAACAAGAUUUCGACAAAUUAUUUGAAGCUCAUUCAAAUUGCAGUUCAAGUCCUGUAAGUUACGAAGAGUUGAAGAAUGAGAAUUUGCAAUUGCAGAACAAGUUGUUAUUAGAAGAGAACAAGAUGCUGAAAAGUCAAAUUCAUGGUAAAGAGUCCACGUGGAAGCAACCAUUUGUGUUUACUCUGUUUUUUUGUCAUUGCCAUAUGGAUGUACAUGUUGAAGUAGUCAUUGAAUUUGGUUGUACGAUAUUGAACUUAUGAAUGAAAAACCAGAAUUCCCUUAUUGCA